AUGGCAACUGCAUUUAUUGCUGCUAAGCGAAGCAAAGAUCCAGAAACUCAAGUUGGAGCUGUAAUUGUAGGAAAAAAUAAUAAAAUUGUUGGAAUAGGUUAUAAUGGUAUGCCAAGAGGAUGUGAUGAUAGCAAAAUGCCAUGGGGGAAAUGUGAUGAAAAUCCUUUAAAUAAUAAAGGAAUGUAUGUAGUUCAUGCUGAAAUGAAUGCAAUUGCAAACAAAAAUUGUGAAUCAUUAGAUGGUUUCACAAUGUACUCUACACUGUUUCCUUGUAAUAAUUGUGCACAAAUGAUAAUACAACAUGGUAUAAAAGAAGUUGUUUAUUUUGAAGAUAGACCAAUGAAGGAAGCAAUGAAAGCUUCAAGGAGUAUGCUUGAAAUGUGCAAUAUUAAACUUCGUCAAUGGGAAAGAUCUAACAAACAAUUAUCUAUAGAUUUUGCAACUGGAAAAUGUGUCUUGGAGGAAAAAGUUCUUUAA
This is a messenger RNA of Strongyloides ratti, 477 nucleotides long. RefSeq names its product Deoxycytidylate deaminase. Lineage: Eukaryota; Metazoa; Nematoda; Chromadorea; Rhabditida; Strongyloididae. Gene Ontology annotation, cellular component: cytoplasm. Gene Ontology annotation, molecular function: zinc ion binding; dCMP deaminase activity. Gene Ontology annotation, biological process: dTMP biosynthetic process; dUMP biosynthetic process. Bases 1 to 477 code for a protein of 158 amino acids. The transcript has a single exon. The record is from RefSeq and is a predicted model, not a curated record.